Messenger RNA from Trypanosoma brucei brucei TREU927, 1824 nucleotides. RefSeq names its product endosomal integral membrane protein, putative. Lineage: Eukaryota; Euglenozoa; Kinetoplastea; Trypanosomatida; Trypanosomatidae. Gene Ontology annotation, cellular component: membrane. Gene Ontology annotation, biological process: protein localization to membrane. Bases 1 to 1824 code for a protein of 607 amino acids. The record is from RefSeq and is a predicted model, not a curated record. The transcript has a single exon.
AUGGGCAAGCAGGGAAAUGUUGGGAACAUACGUCCCGCAAGUAAUAAUGUGCGGACAUCACUACCGCUGUUAUUAGCUGUAUUGCUUCCCAUAUGCCUUGUGCGUGCGGGUGAGGAUACAAACACCUAUAAAGCUGAUGAGCGGGUGCGAGUGUACGCCGGUCAAAUUGGGCCACUUCAUAACACAUUUGAGACGUAUAGCUUCUUCCGCACGCCAGGGUGUCCUCCAGCGUCGUGGAGUCGGAGGUCUUCCACACUCGGUCAAGCACUUACCGGGCGGCAGCUACAGGAAAUGGGGGUUAAUGUACGGUUUGGUAAAAAUGUGACAGGCGGUGUUAUGUGCACCUUCACACCGAAACAAGCAGACAUCAAGCGUUGGCGCAAAAUGAUUCAAAAGAAAUACGUCUAUGAGCUAUACGUGGAUGAGUUGCCCAUAUGGGUGCUGCUUGGUGAGGUGACUCCGGCGGGCCCUGUGAUUUAUCUUCAUCGUAGGUUUCAUAUUGAGACUAACAAGAAUCAGAUCGUUCACGUUACGCUGGAGGCAGAGCAAGGGACAGUGUUAACGCAGGGGCGCGACUACACUUUCACAUAUUCUGUCAUCUUUACGGAAUCCCAACUAUCGUUUGAGGAUCGCUUCAAGAAAUAUGUGGACCAGAAACUAUUCGAACCGCGGUUUAGGUGGAUUUCGGUUAUAAACUCGGUGAUCCUCGCUUUGCUACUUUCCAUAAUUAACAUAUUUAUCGUCUCACGCGCCAUCCACGCUGACUUGAAGGGCGACGAGGAUGAGCUGGGCAUUGAUAGUAGCUAUGGCCUCGUAGAGGGUUCCGGUUGGAAACAACUCAGCGCUGACGUGUAUCGCGUGCCGCCGUAUCCGAUGGCUCUCUGUGCACUCCUCGGCACAGGAGCCCAACUUCUCUUAGUUUUCGUGGCUAUGAUUAUGUCAGCAGCCUUUUACAAUUCGCGGCACAAACCCACGUAUGGGGCGGUGACGGUGGUGACGGAGGCGUAUGCCCUCACAGGGUUCGUUGCAGGAUACGUUUCAGCUUCAAAGUUCGUCAGCUACACUGUAUACAAACCGGCAUUAGCAAGCCGGUGGAUGCACUGCAUGUAUCUUACCAUCGCCGCAUUCCCUGCUGCCAUUCUCUUCUGCGGUGUUUCAACCAAUGCCAUCGCAUACCUGUACGGAUCAGCUCGCGCACUUCACGUGGGCGGGGUGGCGUAUGUAGCGCUUAUAUUGGUGUUUCUGUUUUGUCCCACGGUAGUUGUCGGCACCCUAACUGGAAGGUAUAUUUUCUGGCGUCGGUUUAACGCUGUGAGCAAUCGCAACAGUUUGCCACACGUAAACCAGAUCCCCCGCCUGGUGCCGAGGCCGCCCUAUAGAUUGUUAUCACGACCGUAUCUCAUUCUUCUUACAGGUGCGCUGCCCUUUAGCUCUGUGGUCCUCGAGCUCUUCUUAGUGUUUAGUUGUAUUUGGAUGAACAAACUCUAUUAUUUGUAUUACUUUUUACUAAUCGGUUUUACCAUUUUUCUUGUCAUCGCAUGUUUUACAUCGGUCGCCGCCACGUAUUUACUGUUGAAUAUGGAGGAUCAUCGUUGGCAAUGGAUGGCAUUUGGGUUUGGGGCAUCAACGGGGAUUUUUAUUUUCAUACAUGCCACAUACUUUUACUUUUUUCAGACGUCGAUGAGCGGGAUGUUCAUGUUGGUGUUUUAUUUCGCCUACUCGGCCCUAUUUUCCCUCGCUAUGAGUCUGGCGGGGGGCUGCGUUACAUUCCUCGCCGGCUCGCAGUUUGUCCAGAAGAUAUACACUUCGGUGAAGCUUGAUUAA